Molecule: messenger RNA, 1810 nt
Organism: Seminavis robusta
Lineage: Eukaryota; Bacillariophyta; Bacillariophyceae; Naviculales; Naviculaceae
Source: the annotation of a GenBank genome assembly
UUACCGUCAGCGUCCUCUCCCAUCAUUUUUUUGACACCUGGCGUCGGAUCCUCGGUUCCCACAAAGAUCCGACUGACACCAAAAAAAUUCAAAGCUGGAGCCCAUUGACAACAGCAUCAUCAAGAUGACGAAGGUUCCAAUGGCGGUGGCGUUGACCUCUAGUUGCCUUCUUCUGAACCCCGCACUUGCUUUUGUGCCACAAUUCCCUCAAAAUGUAAUUACAGGUACUAUUAGUACCAGACGCCCAGGACUUGUUCUCAACAGCAGUGACAGCAGUGACAAUUUUGAUUUUGACUUUUACAUGAGUAAAUUCAACCUGGACCUGGACUUUGAUUCACGGGAAGCCCCGAAAAGAGCCGCAGAAGUGUAUGCAGCAGCCCGAAAAGGAUUGGGCAUGGAAGACAAGCACUUUUUGGAAUCUUCUUUCUUCUCUGUCACACCACUGAUGGCUGCCGUGGCCUCCUUCUUUUUGUAUCCGACACAAUCGGUUUGGUUUCACAAGGCUGUUACGUACUUUAACAAGUUUGAACCUGUCGAUGGAGGAAACUUGCAGUGGUCCAUUCUCUUGCCUGCACUCAAUGGAGUUGUCAUGACUGCAAUCUCAUUGUUGUACGCCAAUUUGAUCUCGACGACCGGAACUCAGUUAAGGAAUCGACAAAUCACAGUUCAUCAAUCCCUCAGCACGGAAGUGGAAGGCAUUUGGGGUCUCAUUCAACUGCUUCAGUAUUAUCCAAUUCAAUCACAACCUUCCUUUGGACAGCAUCUCAAUCAAUAUACGCUCACAUUGAUUGACGAAUCCUACAACACAAAUCCCCAAGACUUGAGGACCAAUUGCCAAUCACUCAAUGAUUUUCGCAAUCAAUUGCACUAUUUGAGUACGCGACCUGCCGCCGCCGACGACAUUCUACACGAUACCAUUCGAGAACGAUCGUAUGAAACACUGCAGAGCAUAUUGGUAGCCCGAACCACGCGCAUCACCAGCUUGCAAACCAGAUUCCCCGCGCUUCACUACGUUACGAUUACUGCGUUGACCUUUGCCAUUCUGGGCAUUUUUCUGCUCGAGACGGAUCGAAGCGUCAUACUCUACCUCGACAAGUUUCAGUUGCAAUCCGUCUGGGCAUUGUUAGUGGGUACAGUCACGGCCAUUUACUGCAUUGGAGUGGACUUGGCGUAUCCCUUUAUUGGAACGUACACGGUACCAGCGGAUCAGUUGUUGGAAAAUGACGACUUGUUGAAAUUGAUUGAUAAUGCCGCCAAAGCCAAAGGGGACUUGACCAACCAGAAAUUUCCACUUUUGGAAGUUUGUGAUAUCCAUGACAAACCAGAAGAAGAAGAAGAGGAGAAGCACGACGACAAUUUUGCCUUGUACAACGAAUACAUGCAGAGCCGAAAUCCGUCCUUGUACGAUGAAUACAUCAAACGGGCUCAAUAGAACACUCAUGAGGCGAUGGAAGUACAAUGGCACGAACAAGUGAUCUCUGGUAUUGUGCAAGCAAAAAUGGCCGCGAAUCAGCACCAACGUAAGCGCUGAGACAGAAAGCAGCAGCGCUUACAGAGGCUGGUUAUUGUACGGUAGGCAUGUUUCCACUUGCUGCAUUGAAGAUACCGCACAACUCCUUGAAACUGAAGGUCGACAACGUGGCAGCAACGAGACGGAUAGGCCAUGUCGAAACAAGCGACUUUGCCAUGUCAUGCCAUGCUCAACGCGACAAAGAUGAGAUCUGAUGCAAAGUGAAGUCGUGUUUAUAGUUCACUUGUUUACAAACCAUUUUACCUGAACCUUCUAUCUUACCGAUCUCCCUUCCUUGAC